Pseudomassariella vexata is the source of this 450-nucleotide messenger RNA. RefSeq lists its product as uncharacterized. Bases 1 to 450 code for a protein of 149 amino acids. NCBI's taxonomy places the organism in Eukaryota, Fungi, Ascomycota, Sordariomycetes, Amphisphaeriales, Pseudomassariaceae. The record is from RefSeq and is a predicted model, not a curated record. The transcript is spliced from 3 exons.
AUGUCAGCUCUCCUCAUGUCCCGCACCGCCCUCCGGCGUUCAGCGCUCGGCGCCGGCAUCAGUCUGUCCAUCGGCUCGGCCAUGGUACUCACACAGCCCAAGCUUCGGAUGGACACUCUUGCAACAUCGCGUGCAACCAUAUCCACCAAGUCCGGACCUUCGAAGGAAAGGCUGGAUCCCGACGUGAUCAAGCAGCUGUCCAGCGGGAGUAUGACAGGUUUCCUGGCAGGGUUGCUCGUAAGCGUGUUUUCAAAGGCACUGGUGCUACUCAUGGGUGUUUCUUUUGUCCUGGUACAGGUGGCUGCGAGUUACGGUGUUGACCUGAUAGGGCAGCUCAGAAUGAAGCAACAGCUGCAAGAGUCGAAGGUACUGGCGGCACUACGGAAAAACCCGACUUUCAAAGUAUCAUUCGGGCUCUUCUUUGCCGCAUCGGCAUUUAUGAGUUUCUAG